Molecule: messenger RNA, 2223 nt
Organism: Nasonia vitripennis (jewel wasp)
Lineage: Eukaryota; Metazoa; Arthropoda; Insecta; Hymenoptera; Pteromalidae
Exons: 3
Coding region: 1-2223 (740 amino acids)
Biological process (GO): DNA integration
Molecular function (GO): nucleic acid binding
Source: RefSeq, a predicted model, not a curated record
AUGGAGUUGGGUAAAUGGGCGUCAAACAGUUCGGCUAUCGUGGAAGAUCGAAGAUCGAAAGAGUUCGCUGUCGAAUGGGAUGAGGCAGUUUCUGCUUUGGGCCUAAAAUGGACGCCUUCAGGCGACUCGUUUCGUUUCAAGGUUAAGGUUCCAGUUGCUCCGAAAAUUGUGUCAAAGAGAUCGUUUCUGUCAGAGAUUUUGAGGUUGUUUGAUCCACUUGGUUGGCUGUCACCUGUAUUAGUCAGGGCCAAUCGCAUGUUCCAGGAUUUGUGGAUUAAUGGUAUCGACUGGGACUCACCUCUCACAGGAGAAUUUCUAGAUCAGUGGCAAACGUUGAGGUCUGACCUUCCUGAACUGGCUCAGUUGCGCAUUCCUCGUUGGUUUGGCUCUUCCUCGCAAACAUCAUGGGAGUUGCAUGGAUUUUCUGACGCAUCUCAGAGAGCUUUCGUCGCUGCAGCGUAUAUGGUAAUACCAGGGCAGAAAUCGGCGUUGAUUAUGUCCAAGACUAAAGUAGCUCCUAUUAAGACGGAGAGUUUGCCUCGAUUGGAGUUGUGUGACUCGGUGUUGUUAGUUAGAUUGUUGAAGCACCUUUUAGAUGGACUUUUAUUGAAGCCUGUAUCAGUGCACUGCUGGACAGACUCGAAGGUAGUUUUAGAUUGGUUGAAUGGCCACCCAUCGAGAUGGCAGACUUUCGUGGCAAACAGAGUUGCUGUCGAGAAGAAGGUUGACGAGAAUCAAGAAUCACAAGCGCUGUCUUAUUUGGAGAAGUUUUCGAGUUUUCCAAAGAUGUUGUGGAUUUUGGCUUGUGCUUACAGGUGGCGUUCGAAUGCGGUCAAGCCCAGAGGAAAUCGCUGCAUUGGUCAUUUUACUGCUGAGGAGAUGGAGGCUGCUCGAGUCGGUCUGAUUCGUUAUGUGCAAAGUCAGCACUACGAAGAGGAAUUGCGGUAUCUCAGAAGUAAACAACGGUUGUCAUCUCGCAGUCACUUACUGCGACUUGUACCAUUUAUUUGUCCACAGGGUCUGCUCCGAGUUGGAGGCCGAUUGCAGCAUUCGUUCUUGCAGUACGAUGAGAAGCACUCGAUUAUACUGCCAGCAUCUAGUAUUAUAGUCAAGAGGUUGAUUGAGGAGGUACAUCGUCAGACUCUUCAUGGAGGCGUUCAGCUGAUGCUCAGUUCCCUCAACAGGACAUGUAUUCGCUACACUGCUCAGAGUGUACAACAGCAAAUGGCACCGCUUCCAUCAUAUCGAGUUACUUCCCAGCGAGUUUUCGCAUACACCGGUCUGGACUAUGCGGGACCGUUUCCAAUAUUGUUCUCCAAGGGCAGAGGUGCCAACUCUACAAAGGGAUAUAUAGCGAUCUUUGUGUGUAUGGUUGUUCGAGCCGUUCAUAUUGAAGUUGUGUCAGAUUUGUCCACUGCUGCGUUUCUAGCAGCGUUUCGCAGAUUCACCGCUCGGCGUGGACUUUGUAAGAUAGUAUUUAGUGACAACGGCACCAACUUCAAGGGCGCUGCCACAGACAUUGACAAGUUAUUCCAACGGGCUUCAUCAGUAUCGCAGGAGGUGGCUGCAUUGGCGAAGGACGGUAUAGUAUGGUCUUUUAUACCUCCUAGAGCUCCUCAUUUCGGAGGACUAUGGGAGUCGGCAGUGAGAACUUUUAAGCAUCACUUCAAACGUGUCAUUGGAGACACGUCAUUAACGUUCGAGGAAAUGUCGACAGUUGCUGCUCAGAUCGAAGCAUGCUUAAAUUCUCGGUCGCUCUGCCCGCUGAGCUUUGAGUCCACUGAUUCGGUGGCGCUUACGCCUGGUCACUUUCUUGUGAAUGCUCCUCUCAAUGUAUUACCCGAGCCCUUUGAAGACGUGAAUUUAAAAUCUCGCACUUGCAGGUGGAAGCUACUCUCGGUUAUGAGAAACCAUUUCUGGGAGCGAUGGCGACUGGAGGUAUUGCAUCAUUUAGAGCAGAGAAACAAGUGGCUGACUCCUGGACGACAGUUGGUCGUGGGCGACUUGGUGCUUCUCAAGGACGAGCUCUGCCCUCCAUCCAAGUGGCCACUGGGUCGAAUUACAGCGGUACAUCCAGGGAAAGAUGGUCUAGUUCUAGUUGUUACCAUCCGUACUGCCAAUUCCGAAUUCCAACGACCAGUUGUGAAGGUCAUCUUUCUGCCCUCAGACAAGAGUGCGCAGAGGGCAGUCUCCAGCCUUCAACCUGAGUCCAGUCAAGACUGA